AUGCUGUUGCUAUUGUCACUACUGCCUCUCCUGCCGCCGCCGCUGCUGCCGCCGCCGCCACCGCCGCUGGUCCUCCUUCUGCUUUUACUUCUCCUGCAUGACAGUUGUUUUCUUCAUCUGAGCAGACACCAGCUUCAGAUGCUCGAGGUGAGAAACAUGCCUUUCAGUUUGGGCUACUGGUUUACUUAA
This is a messenger RNA of Pan troglodytes (chimpanzee), 189 nucleotides long. RefSeq lists its product as uncharacterized. The record is from RefSeq and is a predicted model, not a curated record. Lineage: Eukaryota; Metazoa; Chordata; Mammalia; Primates; Hominidae. The coding region runs from base 1 to 189 and encodes 62 amino acids. The transcript has a single exon.